CUCUUGGCUGGUGAUGGCGGGACCGGACGACGCCAAAGCGACUGCCAGCGACGCGCCGGCGCCCUGGCCAGUUGUCGUGGAAGCGCUCCAAGCGUUUCGCGACCUGCAUGAUCAUGUCAACGUACCCGUCGACUUUGACGUCCCGAUGACAGCGCCAUGGCCGGCCGCCACCCAAGGCCUCCAGCUUGGGCGGCGCGUGGCCUCACUUCGCACGCAGUCGGCGAUUGAUCCGGCGCACAAGGCGACGCUGGAUGCCCUCGGAUUCAAGUGGACGACGCCGCGAGUCCAGCAAUGCCAAGAGUCGAGCUGGGCGCAUCGCCUCGAGGCGCUGUGCUUGUACCGAGAAGAGCACGGCGACCUCGCGGUGCCGACGACGUACGUUGUGCCUGACUCGUAUCCGCGGCACCUGCAGCGCUUCCCGCUCGGCCGCGCUGUCAACACGCUGCGCUGCCAGAGCUACGUCUACACGCCCAAAGUCGUCCAGCAACGAAGCGACCUCGACGCGCUAGGGUUUCUUUGGCGUCUGCGCUGCGACACGACAUUUUGCGUCGUGCACCGUCCAGGCAAGCGCGCGCCCAUGUCACAGCUCGUCGCGUGGUCGGAGCAGAUCGAGGCGCUUCUCGUCUUUCAGCGUCUGCACGGCCACGUCAAUGUGCCCGACGGGUUCAUCGUACCGCCCGAAGCGGACGUGUGGCCGCUUCCGAUGCACUACGUCGCCCUCGAUCUCGCGCUCGCGUCGCUGCGCGCGCAUGUCUACGAGCUACCUGAGGCCGACGCCGACCGGCUCCGAGAAGCUGGUUUCUUUGCCGAUCUGCCCGACUUUUGCUCGUUUAUUGAGCUGCUCGCCAUCUACCGCGCCGAGUUUGGCUCUUGCGCCGUGCGCAUCGACUUUGUCGUGCCUCGGAUGGGCGGUCCCUGGAUCAACGCCUGGCGCGGCUUGGCCCUCGGCGAUCUUGCGUGGUCGGUCGGCUUGAAGGCUCGGGCGCUCAAGGCUGCACAGCGCGACGACCUUAAACGCGCUGGCUUUGUCUUCAACGUCGACGCGACGUGGGCAAAUAUCUUGGUUGGCCUCGAGCACUAUGGAGCCAAAGCGGUCACGCCGAGCUUUGUGGCGCCGCCAACGUGGCCGGGCGACCUGGCCGGACUGCGCCUUGGACACUUCGUCGAGCGCAUGCACACGGCCAAGCGACUGCGUUUGCUGCCACCGGCCACAGCAGCUACGUUUGCAACGCUCACGCAAACGCUGCGUGCCCCUCAGCUGUUGUGGGAGCCUCCGCAUGAUGCGACCACUCGGCUUCAGGUACUCAAGCAACUUCGAGACAUUGUGCGGGUCGUCCGCGACGUCCAUACUGUCUUGCCAUACGACUUUGUCGUGCCGUCGAGUGGCUCUGCGUGGCCACCCGACAGCCACGGCGUUCCGCUCGGUGUGCGUCUGCGCUGGUUUUGGCAGCACAAAGAGCUUUCGUUGCCCGUGUGCGACGAGCUCCGCGCGCUUGGUGUCACCGUGAACGACGCGCCACGACGUGUCGCUCCCAAGGCGUCCGCCCCGACGGCGCGCGCCUGGACGCUGCAAGACAAGGUGCGCGCGCUUGCGUUCUAUCGGCAUUUGCACGGGACGGCCAAUAUGCCGUUGCGCUUCACGGUGCCAACGGCCUCGCCGUGGCCGACGCCGCUGCGAGGCCUCAAACUGGCCGCGUUUUUGCAGUCGCUGCACUACCACGACCGCGCCCUCGACAAAAAGUUUGAAGCGCAGCUCCAGCAACUCGGCUUUUCGUCUGCGGAGGCCACGUCGCGCUGCGUGAAACGCGCAACGCGCGGUGGCCUCGUUGUCGGGACCGUCUCGAUUGCUACGCAGGUCGCAGCGCUUCACGCGUACCAACAGCUCGUCCGCCACGUAGGCACGAUGCCCGACGACUUUGCGGUGCCAGCGGACGACGCCGCUUGGCCACCGGGCAGCAGCGACAUUGUGCUCUCGCGUGUCAUUCUGGCGUUGCGGAAUCACUGGUUUGAGCUCCGACCAAACGAAGAUGCGUGCGUCCGAGCGUUGGGUCUCUUUGCUGACGUUCCGCCCUUUGACGACUUUGUGCAACUCGUCUCCCGGCUCACUUCGGAUGGCAAGACGACCGUACCGCUGGACUUUGUGGUGCCGUCAAAGUGGUCGACGCCAUGGAGUGGCGCCCCGCUGGGCGAGCUCGCGUGGUCUCUCGGCGUGCUCAUAAAGCAUCUCGACUACGCCAAGACGCAGCAGCUGGCGACGAUCGGCUUUGACUUCAACACGCCUGCGACGUGGGCGCACAUUCUCGACGGACUGCGCACAUACCACUCGCUCUACGGCUUGACGGACGUGCCAGAGGCAUUUGUUGUACCUUGUAUUGCCAGUUGGCCGGAAGACAUGCACGGCAUGCGCCUCGGCCAUUGGGUCCAGUAUCUGCACUCGGCAAGAGAGCUCUACUUGCUGCCGCCCGACACCAUCGCUGCCGUCGACGCCAUCGCUACCGGAGCAGAAGCACCAGACACCGUACCAAGCGGCGACAACUCGGCACCACCAGCGACCGUUCCGGCUGCAACGACCAUCACCGACGAUGCGGUGUCUACCGAGGCCGGUGCACAGCCAGAAGCCGAUCAGCCGUCACCCGUAGCCGUGCAACCGUCGGGCGGCGCGCAACCGGCAGCGCCAGCAAGUCUUGCGCUUGAUACUAGCCCGAACGAGCAAUCGGACCACCUCGUUGCGCUGGAUCUGUGGCUCCGGGCGACGCCAAGCCCGAGCGAAUCAGCUCGCCUCGGCACGAUAUCGCGGGCGUGUCCCGUCGUGCUGCGAUCUGUGUCAGUGGGCGCAUUUUUGCUCGAGCUCGAGGUUGGACGGGCGUUUGAGCAUCUGCAGUCCACCCUUGACGAUCGGCGAUUCGACCGCCGAGCUCGGUGGGCGAUCAAGUUCCAGGCGCUCACUAUGUUCAAGGCGCUCAACGGCCAUCUCCGAGUACCUCGUGCAUUCACAAUCAGCUCUGACGUCGUCUGGCCCGCGUCGUUGAACGGCCUGCGACUCGGCGACGUCGCGUUUUGGUUGCGCCGCCUCACAGCAGCCGAUGUCGUAUCGACGGUCGCGACCCAGCUCGGUGCUAUUGGCUUUGAGUGGGACGCCUUGCCGGCCAGUGCCUCGCAGUCGAAGCACCGGGCGUCCACUGUCGCACCCAUCGUUCUGUCAAGUUUGCCAGCGCCCAACGCGAGGCCGUCUGUCCGCGGCGCUCCCCGUGCCAAGGCCAAAGCCGUUGCCAAGGACCUUGACCGUAUCCACGCCAUUCGCAGUGAACCGAUCCGUGCUACCGCUCGAGUCAUCAACAUCUGCAGUCCCAGCGACGAGGACCCGGGCACGAAGCGCGACAACAGUGACCGAGAUGCCAUCGGCACGGGGCCGGUGCAGCCCCUCCCCGUUGGUGUCCGCCGCCGCCAAGACGACCCGGAACCGGUGGCGUCGGUUCGGCGCCGGCUCGCACACGGCUGGGUAGUGCCUCCCCGCGGCCCCAUGGCCCCGUUGCCGAUGCCGGUACCUCUUCGCAGCCCGUACGCCCCGAUGGCGGCACCUCCACAUGGCCCGUACGCCCCGAUGGCGGCACCGCGCCCGCUCGAUGCAUUCCCGUGGCGCGUUUGUCUCGACGAACUUCGUCGGUACUUUAUCGAACACGAGCACUCGAACGUCCCGCUCGAGUACGUAUCCGAGAGCGUCCCGCUCGGACGGCUCGUGCGCGAGCUGCGGCAAGGCGGUGCUAUCCUCACGCCCCCACAUCUGCAAGAGCUCCAAGCGCUCAAGUUUGAUUGGUCAAUUUCCGAGUAAUCGAUGAUAUAUCAAGUUGAUAGUUUAGAAGCAGGUCCAACAUCCAACUCGCAC
Molecule: messenger RNA, 3883 nt
Organism: Saprolegnia diclina VS20
Lineage: Eukaryota; Oomycota; Saprolegniomycetes; Saprolegniales; Saprolegniaceae
Exons: 1
Coding region: 14-3829 (1271 amino acids)
Source: RefSeq, a predicted model, not a curated record